Molecule: messenger RNA, 1369 nt
Organism: Rhododendron vialii
Lineage: Eukaryota; Viridiplantae; Streptophyta; Magnoliopsida; Ericales; Ericaceae
Exons: 3
Coding region: 97-990 (297 amino acids)
Cellular component (GO): chloroplast
Molecular function (GO): RNA binding
Source: RefSeq, a predicted model, not a curated record
AAUUCAUUCGAGUCGUGUUAAGGUGUCGUGUCCUAAAUUAUCAGCUGGAGCAUGUGAGGGUACUGGGUGGAGAGCAUAACACAAGUGAAACCGGCUAUGGCAAGACUCUCGCCACCGUCCUCUCACCCCCUUCUCCACCACUUCCUCCGCCCUCCGCCGCCCUCUUCUCUCUCUCCUCUUCUCCCUCCUCCCUUCCUCUUCAAAUCCAUCUCCCCCCGUCCCCUCCGCACGCCACAGUUUCACCCCACCUCCUCCUCCUUCAUUUCUCUCUCUUCCCGCCCCCUUCUCUUCCCCCCUAUCCACUCUCUCUCUACCCUCAGACUCACAACCCAACCCAAUUGCGAUGAUGAGGAGCUUGAAUUAGAAAGUGAGGGUUUGGGUUUGGAAAAAGAAGAGACCUUUUUCACAACCCAACUCAAUUCCGAUGACGAGGAGCUUGAAAUUGGGAAUGAGGAUCUGGGUUUGGAAAAAGAAGAGGACUUUAGCCUCGUGGAAGAGAGGGAUUUGGAUUCUUGGCCUCCUCCUAGGGCUAAGGAGUUACUGGGUGUAAAGUUGCCGGUUCUUUCUGUGAAGGAAAAGAAAGACUUGUCUUCUUAUGCUCACAGUCUGGGGAGAAAGCUCAAGUCUCAACAGGUGGGCAAGUCCGGCGUGACUGAGUCUGUUGCCACGGCCUUGAUUGAAACCCUAGAGAAAAAUGAGCUUCUCAAGCUUAAAAUACAUAACAACUGUCCCGGGGAAUUAGAUGAUGUGGUGAAGCACUUAGAGAAGGCAACUGGGUCUUUGGUAGUAGGUCAGAUUGGUCGAACUGUGAUUCUCUACAGGCCCAGCCUAACCAAGUUGAAGGCAGAGGAGAGGAUGGAACAGGCACGAAAGGUUUUCAGGAGGAAACAACUAGCGCGUAAACUCCCAUUUGAGGAUAAAGUGCAACGACCAAAACUAACUGCGCGUGGUCGCCGAGGAAGUAGCAGAUUUUCGAGCUCUCCUUCAUAACUGCCAAUACUAACGUGUCUCGUGUCAAGCAUCCGCCCACUGCAUGUAACAGAAAGAUGGCUAUCAUUGGAAACAUUGCUAAUGAGGACGUAUGUCCAUUUGGUCUGUUACGCUGGCAAGAUCAAUUUCAAGGUUUAAAAAUCUGAAAAGCUGAGGCAAUCGUGAAUAAGUAAGAAUGUUGAUGAAGCUAGAGAGUGUGCUUGUACCAAACGCAGGAAGUGGCAUCCCAUGAUUCUGUAUUUUGAUGAAAUUUUAUUCUGGUGCCUCGUUAUGUGAAGAAACAAAGGAAUGAGUAUGUUUUGUUUGCUUUAAAAUUUGCAAAUAUCAAUUUAACUGGCAAUUGGGAAAUGCUUGUUUCUUCAAUUGCCUCGAAUCCAAA